AUGAAUCUAUCCAAAUUUAUUUUCUAUUUAUUACUAGCUCCACCAUCAAUACGAUUUUCAAGUCAAGAAGGUGAACAUAAUAUAGCACUUGGAUCUAAUUUAGCAUUAUUUUGUGUUGCAACUGGUCAUCCAUUACCUAAAAUUACAUGGACAAAAGAUGGAAAAUCUAUAAAUGAUAGAAAAUUUACAAUUAGUGAAGAUAAUGUACAUUUACGAUUAAUUAAUGUUGAAGAAAAUGAUAAUGGUCGUUAUGCAUGUCAUGUUAUAAGUGAAUAUGGUCAAGUUUCUAAAACAUUCGAUGUUAAAAUAACAUAUGGACCUAGACUGGAUCCCGAUGGUCAGCUGCAAUACAGUGUCGAACGUACCGUAGGAGCUAGUGCUCUGCUUGAAUGUCUUGUGUCUGGUAAUCCUCGACCGAAAAUUGAAUGGUUCAAGGAUGGUAUACCACUUGAUCAACUUUCAUAUAGAUAUCGAUUAAUUAAUCAAGAUCGUCAGUUAGAAAUAAUAUCUAUGCAACCAACAGAUGCUGGUCGUUAUAGAUGUGUUGCAAAAAAUAAUUAUGGUCAAUUAGAGAUAAAUACAGAUGUUUCAGUUGGAGCUCCGGCUCGUAUUGAUCGUGGACGUGUACGUACAGAAUAUACAGUUCGUGAAGGUGAUGAACUUGUAUUACCUUGUCCAGCUACUGGAUCACCUACUCCAAAGUUAUACUUCACACGUACUGGUGAACCACGUCCAGGUAGUAGAUAUGACGAUAGUUCUGGUGUCAUUAAAUUAUCUAGACAAAUUGAUAAUUUACCCAAACAUUCAGUAAUAUCACAGGACCGUCAAUCACUUACUAUUUUCCGUACUUUGAAAAGUGACAGUGGUUCAUAUCAAUGCAAUGCAAGUAAUGCAGUUGGAUGGGAUAUCAUGGAAUAUAGUGUUCGAGUUCGUGUCCCUCCAACAUUUGACACAUCCAAUGUACAACCUGAGGUUCAUUGGUUUGUUAAUCAAACUAGAUCAUUAGAUUGUACAUUAAUGGAUGGUGUUGAUCCUCCACCACAAAUUAAAUGGGAAAGAAAUAAUAUGCCAAUAGUUAGUGGACCAGAUAUUCAAAUAUCUACUGAUGGUAGUCGUAUAACAGUACCUCUUGUACAAACACGUGAUGCUGGUGAAUAUAUUUGUCAUGCACAGAAUGAAGUUGGUAAAUCUACACAAAUAUUUAAUGUACUUAUAUAUGUUCGUCCAAAAUUUAUUGAUCCAACAAGAAAAAUUCACGUACAGGCUGUUCAAAAUGAAACUAUACAAUUAGCUUGUGAAGCGACUGGUGAACCAAGACCACGAUUUGCAUGGUUUAAAAAAGAUAUUGAAAUAAUUCAACCACAAUUUAUGGAUCCACGUUAUAUGCAUUCACAAGUAUCUAGUUUAGCUAUUUUAAGCGGUGAUCAAUUAUUACAAAUAUCAAAUAUACAACCAAUUGAUCAAGGAGAAUAUGCAUGUACAGCUAGUAAUGGUGGAGGUACAAUAGAGAAGAAAUUCAAUGUGACCGUAAUUGUUCCACCUGUUAUUAUCAAACGUUAUGGAUCACCAGAAGAACAUCGUACAUCUGAAUUCAUUCCAAUCACAUUCUAUUGUUUACUGCAUGAUAUUAAUCAAACAAAAGCAGAGAUCACUUGGACUAAAGAUGGUUCACCAAUAUUAAUGUCACCGGAUGGAGAUUAUUUUGUUAUACAAGAUCAAGGUCAAAGUCUAACAGUUGUUCGUCCAACAGGUGAUGAAGUUGGGACAUAUCGUUGUUUGGCAAAGAAUAGAGCUGGUGAAGACAGUCAUAGUUUCCAACUAUCUGUUAUCGCUGCUCCUAGAUUUCCAUCAGAUUUUGUUCGUUAUCGUCAAAAACUUGUUGUACGUUUGGGUGCUGAAAUUGAAUUUGAAUGUCCAGCUUAUGGAUCACCUUCACCUACAAUUACAUGGUAUUAUAAAGGGGCACCAUUAUCUCAAUAUAAUGCACCAGCUAAAUAUACUUUUGAUGAUGAUGGAAAAAAAUUGAAAAUUAUUUCAGCAACUGGUAAAGAUUUGGGUGAAUAUCAAUGUCUAGCACGUAAUGAAGCUGGGAAUAUAUCAAAAAUUUAUGAAUUAGAAGUUAUUAUGCCCCCAUUAGUUAGGCUAGAUAAAACUGAAGUACGUGAAAGAGAAGGUGCUACAUUUACUGUACAUUGUUCAGCUGAAGGACAUCCUAUGCCAUCUUUAGAAUGGUUUAGAGAAACAGGUGGAUUAUUUAGACUUGGAACAAGUGUGGAUGUCAGCACUGGACUCCUAACAAUCACAGAUGCUAAAAAAGAAGAUAGUGGCCGUUAUGUCUGUAAAGCGAUCAAUAAAAUCAGCGAGGAUUCUAAAUCAGUUAUGAUUGAGAUUAUUGAACGACCUACAAUACAUACAUCAAUGAAACCAAUUUUGGCUAGAGAAAAUGAGCAAAUUUUAUUACCAUGUAGAACAAGUGGUACACAACCAAUACGUAUUCAAUGGCUUUUACCGUCUGGUCAAUUAAUUACAACUGAUCAACCUGGUGUAUUUCGAUUACUUCCGGAACAAGGUCUUUUACUUGAAAAAGUACGUUCAGAGCAUGCUGGUCGUUAUCGUUGCUCAGCAAAUAAUGAAGCUGGUUUCCAGAAUGCAGUUGUCAGUUUAGAAGUUUUAAUUCCACCAACAUUGGUUAAACCAGCUAAUUUAGAAGUGUCUGGUCGGUUGAAUUCUGUGUUACGAUUGAAUUGUGAAGUUGAAGGUGGUUCUCCAACGCCUACUUUAACAUGGGAACGUGAUGGUGUAACAUUUAGUCGAACUAAAAGCUAUUACACUACUACAGAAUCUGGUCUGUUUAUCUUUAAUUCACUGAAGCCUGAAGAUGAAGGAGAACUUACAUGUAUCGCUAAGAAUGCAGCUGGUGAAGAUCGUAUUACUUUUCGUGUAUUUGUUCAAGUUCCACCACGUGUCUCAUUGCCAAUAUCCACAAUCGGUUAUGAAGGUAAAUCGGUUACAAUGAAUUGUGAAGCUGAUGGUCGUCCAAAACCUGAAAUUAUAUGGGAAUUUAAAGGACAACCAAUGACAAGUCAUCUAGGUGAUCGUGUACGAUUUGAAACACCAACAAAAGUUACUAUACAUGACUUGAUUCCGUCAGAUGGUGGAACAUACUCGUGUGUUGCUCGUUCUCCUGGACAAGAAAUGGCUAUGGAUUCUACUUUUCUGACAAUUUUCACUAAACCGGAAUUUGAAAGAACACCUAAUCAAACCACUGAAGCUUAUGAAGCAAGAUGGAUACAAUUUCGUUGUAUUGCUAAUGGACAUCCCAAACCAGAAAUUCGUUGGAUGCAUAAUGGAAAUAUUAUUCCAAGUAAUCCAAGUAAAAAUGGAGUUGGUUCACUGGUACUUGGCCCAUUAAGAACUGACCAAGCUGGUCGAUAUACAUGUGUAGCAAAGAAUGAUGCUGGAAAUGUUGAGUACGAUUUUGAAUUGAAAGUCAAAACUCGUCCUAAAGUGCAUGUAUAUCAGUCCGAUGAACCGCCUAGAGAAAGUGAUACAACACGUCUUCGUUGUGAAGUUAGCGGUGAUGCUGAUUCAGUUAUAUGGUUAAAAGAUGGAAAUAUAAUUUCCAAUUCAAGUCGUUUUCGUAUUCUAGAUAGAGGUUCAAGUCUUGUUAUAAAAAUGGCAAAAGCUAAAGAUACAGGAACAUAUCAAUGUAUAGCUGCAAAUCCAGUUGGUGAAGAUCUUGGUGAACUUCGUUUAGUUGUAGAAAGUAAACCAUAUCUUGUUAAUCAUCCAAAUAAUAUGACAGCUCAGAUUGGAAGUGUAGUCGUUAUGGAAUGUCUUGCAGAAGGUCAACCUAAACCAACUAUUACAUGGUAUAAAGAUAAACAACAAAUAAUUCUUCGUGGACAUCGUUCACUUGUUAAUAAUGGCUCUUUAAGGAUUGUUGGAGUCUCAUCAGAUGAUGAUGGUCUAUAUCAUUGCGUUGCUUCUUCAAGUUUGGGUGAAGAUUUCUCACCACCUGCCUUUUUACAAGUUCAAUUAGAUGGUAGAUGGUCGGAAUGGUCUCAAUGGUCAGAAUGUAGUCAAACAUGUGGACAUGGAACCCAAUCAAGAACUCGAACAUGUACUAAUCCAGCUCCAAAAUAUGGAGGUGCUCAUUGUACGGAAGAAAAUAUUGAUAUUCGUCCAUGUUUAGUAAAAUUUUGUCCUACUGAUGGUGAAUGGGGUAGUUGGACACCUUGGUCUGCUUGUACAGCCACAUGUGGUGUAGGUUUAUCUCAAAGACGAAGACGUUGUGAUAGUCCACCUCCAAGCAAUGGUGGAAGGUCAUGUGUUGGUGAAGCUGUUGAAGAUGUGAUGUGUGAAGGUCUUCCACCAUGUCCAGUCUCUGGUAGUUGGUCACCAUGGUCUCCUUGGUCUGAUUGUUCAUCAACCUGUGGAAUAGGAGGAACUCAAAAUCGUAAACGAACAUGUGAUAAUCCAACACCGUCAAAUGGUGGCAGAUCAUGUCCAGGGCAAGACUUGAUGGUACGUGCUUGUAACCGUGGCCCUUGUCCAAUAAAUGGAGGAUGGGGAACAUGGAGCUCUUGGUCUCAUUGUUCACAUAGCUGUGGUGGAGGUCAACGUCGUCGUACUCGUAUAUGUGAUAGUCCGGUUCCAGCAUAUGGAGGUGAAGAUUGUCCGCCAACAGGAAGUACAGAAACUUCUGAGUGUCAGUCAGAACCGUGUCCAAUUCAUGGUGAUUGGUCGAACUGGUCAUCAUGGUCAGCCUGUUCACGUACUUGUGGUGUUGGACUGCAGACUAGAGAACGUGAAUGUACUCAACCACAACCUCAGUUUGGUGGACGUCUAUGCCGAGGAUCAGCGAAAGAAAUAAGAACAUGUGAAACACAAAAACGUGGUAGUUCAGAAUUUUGUCCAAACAAUGAACCUGGACUAAUUUCAACUUGGUCAGAAUGGUCUUCUUGGUCAGAAUGUGAACCUGACUGCUCAUUAGUUGGUCAAACUUCAGAAAAAAGUGGAAUAAAACGUCGUGAACGAACAUGUACACUUUUAUCUCCUGAAAAUGAGUCAACCCAUGGAUGUCCAGGUCCAGCUGAAGAAAUUCAAGAUUGUACACUUGAAUAUAAACUAGAUAAAUGUCAAGAUACUCUACAUAGUGUUAACAAAGGACUGUUAACUGGAACUAUUCGAGGCCGAUUGAAUAAUCAGGACAUUGGAACAAUUCAUCUUAAUGCUAAUUGGUCUACUUCAAAUCGUUCUACUAAUUACGAAUUCCAUUUAACUAAUGUACCAAUAGAACGUAGUCAAUGUUUACAAGCUUUAACUGAAAUUUAUCUUCCUGGCAUUUGGUAUGCAGCAAAAGAGGUAUCUGGUGCAUCUAAUGGUCAUACAAUUAUGGGUGCAUUAAACGGAAUCACAUGGGAAUCAGUUGGUCAAUUUGCUGAUGGCAAUACAAUACAAAUGAGCCAACGUUUAUUAAGAUCAAAUGAUUCAAUUAUGUCAUCUUCAAGUGAAUCUGUUGUCUAUUUGACAACGGAUAUUUAUUUAUCUGGAUCUUGUACAUUGUCUUUAAUUGAUUCUAAAACAACUUCAAGUCCUGAAGUUGAAUUACAUGAUUUUCAUGAAAACUUGGUACAAUUAAGUCCUCAAAAAGGUAGUCUUCAUAGCCAUUCGUCCAGAGCAUUCACAGUUUAUAAUUUAGAGAGAGAAAAAUCACAAAUGGAACCUUAUUCAUGGAUUUCUACAAUCCAAAUUGGUCCAGAAAGAAGACAAACUUAUUUAACUCAAGAACUUCAUAUCAAUGGAAUAGAAAAUAAAGUAAAUUUACAAACUGGACAAGUUGAGUUUUACGCUGAAAGUAUCAUAAAAAAACCUAUUGGUCCAGAUGUUUGUCCAUCUGGUUUUGAAUUGAAUCAAGCUAGAAUCACUGGAACAAGUAUUAGAUUACAAAGAAGACGAGAUUAUUGUAAAGAUGUAGAUGAAUGCGCUUUUCCAAAUUUGAAUAAAUGUGAUCAUGUAUGUAAAAAUACUGUACCUUACUAUACAUGUACAUGUCAUAAAGGUUAUCGCUUAUCAGUUGAUGGACAUUCUUGUAUUGAUAUUGAUGAAUGCGCUAUAAGUGGAAAUAAUGAAACUAUUUGCCCAUAUGGACAAAGAUGUAUUAAUACUCAUGGAAGUUAUGAAUGUAAACAUGUUUGUGGACCCGGUUUGAAAGAAAAUCCUAUAAUGGAUCGUUGUGAAGAUAUUGAUGAAUGUCAAAAUGGACCAGGUAUUUGUGGACCUCAUACAUGUGUGAACACCUUCGGAGGUUAUCAAUGUAUUUGUUUACCAGGUUACAAACGAGUAGGUGAAAUAUGUCAAGAUAUUGACGAAUGUCUAUCUGGAGCUUACCAAUGUAGUGAAAAUGAACGAUGUGUAAAUAUACCAGGCAGUUUUCGUUGCCAACCUGCAUGCCCACAAGGAUACCGUGCGAUGGGUACACCUGAAUCAAAUAUUAUUGAAUGUGUUGAUAUUGAUGAAUGUGCUAUCGGAAUUUCUCAGUGUCCCCUUGGAUCAAAAUGUGUAAAUGAACCUGGAACGUACAGUUGUCGUUGUUCAAAUGGUCAAGAAGCUGGAACUCAAGGAUGUGACAAUCGACGUGAUUUGUUCUGUAAUGAAGGAUUUCAAUGGAAUCGAGAAAAAGGCUGUAUAGAUAUUGAUGAAUGUAAUCCAUCAUUUGGUUCAAGUCCAUGUCAAUAUAAUUGUGUAAAUACAUAUGGAGCUUAUCGUUGUGAAUGUCCAAUAGGCUAUGAAAUAGAUCGUAAAACAAAUUUAUGCAGAGAUAUAGAUGAGUGCAAUUUAGGCAAUCCUUGUAGAUCAGAUGAAGUUUGUUUAAAUCUUCCAGGUAAUUACACAUGUGUACAACAAAGAUGUCCGAAAAAUUAUGUUUACGACAAAAAAUCUAGAUCUUGUCGAAUAAGAUGUAGUGAUUCUAAAUUAAAUUGUCCUCAUGGUGCUAUGUUUGCUGAUACUGUGGAAUAUUUAGUUGUUAGUCUUCCAUCGCCUGAAUCAUACCGUGUGACGGGGUCAAGGAUAAUGCUUCGUGUUGUUGACUGGCAUCAAGUUCAGCAAUCGAAUUGUCACUAUCAUCUUUUAGACAAAGCACCAAAUACACCAGUUCAUCAUCGUACAGAAGAUGGAGUUGUUUACUUAACACCGAAUUGGGCUAAAAAUAAUACAAAUCAAACACGUGAACGUACACUAUUAAGUGCACAUAUUGAAGCGGCAACAAAUUUAACAUAUCAACAAACAAAAUAUGAUGAACCUGGUCAGUUAUAUUAUUUGUUUUUCCGAGUAUCAUGUUAUGAAAAUGAUUCUAAACUAUUAUCAUCAUCAUCGUCGUCAUCAUCAACAGUGGACUCUUUAUCAACGACUAUAUCAUCAGGACAUAAAUCAACAGCUCCAUCAUCAUCUGUAACUUCAUCAACAAUCAAUAAUGAAUAUAAUAUUGGUAAUCAAACAUGGUUUAAUAAUACAUCAUGGGAUAUGAACUAUUAUAAUCAAUCAUAUAAGAAAUAUAAAUUAAUAUUUCAACAUUCAUUUUAUGUUUACAUUUCAAUAUCAAAAUAUCCAUUCUAGGUAAAUGUUCUCAUUACAUAAUCAAAUCUAUGCAUGAUAAUAUAAAAAUAAUGAAACAGUGUCAAUUCUAUAGGAACUUGACGACUAACAUUCUUUUUCUACUUCUUCUUCUUCAUUGUUUCUCUCUGCGUGUGUGUGUGUGUGUGGUGUGUCUAUUUGUUACCCAAAUUUCAAAAAUAAAAAAAAUAAAGAUCAUACAUCUUUGCUUUUCUAGUCACUACUUUAUUACACUUGACUAUGAUUUCGAAUGAACGUGACAAUUCAAUGUGUUCAAGUGAUCAUCUUACUAGUGAAUUGGUUUCUAUGUUGUUUUGUUUAAAUGUAAUUCAGUUUUGUGUUGUUGUUUUUUUUUAUGAAAAAAAAUUUUUUCCCUUUUCAUUAUGUAACCUGAACUUAACCAUGUGAACAUGUAACCUUUUGAAAGAAAAUAGACACGAUAAAAAUAUUUAAAAAAAAGGAAAUCGUUUAUCAUAAUUCAUAACGGAAAUAUAUAAGCUCAUGUUUUUCUUUCUUUUUUUCUUCUUUUUUUCUUUUCUUCUUCAAAGAAUGCGAAUUUUUCAGUGUGUUGCUAUAGGCAACAAAAAAAAGAAAAACUAAAAUCAAUUUUAUAAUUAAUUUAAUAACCGGUUUAAUGAAAUUGUUCUGUAUGUGUUUAGGUGAAAAUGAAUACAUUGUAUCUUGUAUGUU
Schistosoma bovis is the source of this 8307-nucleotide messenger RNA. NCBI's taxonomy places the organism in Eukaryota, Metazoa, Platyhelminthes, Trematoda, Strigeidida, Schistosomatidae. The record is from the annotation of a GenBank genome assembly.